Messenger RNA from Exaiptasia diaphana, 4992 nucleotides. Its product is annotated as AT-rich interactive domain-containing protein 2-like. The record is from RefSeq and is a predicted model, not a curated record. Gene Ontology annotation, molecular function: DNA binding. Gene Ontology annotation, biological process: regulation of DNA-templated transcription. NCBI's taxonomy places the organism in Eukaryota, Metazoa, Cnidaria, Anthozoa, Actiniaria, Aiptasiidae. The transcript is spliced from 17 exons. Bases 34 to 4119 code for a protein of 1361 amino acids. Gene Ontology annotation, cellular component: SWI/SNF superfamily-type complex.
UGUCUUGUUUGUUAGGCACCAGCCAUCAUUGACAUGUUGAUGGGUCAUGUUGGUAUCUUUGUGGAUGGAUCACAUGGUUUAGGUGAUGUUUACUCUGAUUGGUACCAGAAGACAGAAAGAGAUUAUACCAAGUUUUGGAGAGAAACUCUUGAAAUUGAAGACUUUAGAGCUUUGUUAUUUAAUGGUGAAGGAAGAACUGAGGAAGAUGAUGAGAUUGAGUUGUUUAAUCCUGGUAAAAAAUAUGGUGUCAACAGUAUAGAAGCACAGAGAGUUGCACAGGUGUGCAUGAUAUUAUACAAUUUCUCAUUUGAUGAUGCAAAUGCUGAUAUUCUAGCAAGUCAUCCAAUGUGCCUGAGAUUUUUAAUGUUAUGUAUAUGCAACCAAAUAGGAUAUAUACAAAACUUAGCAUGGAGUACCAUAUCAAAUUUGGCAGAAAAGAUGAAGUUAGAUCCAGUAGAAUGUGAAAAUACACAAAUGGUUUUCCAGAUUCUUCAUUAUUUUUUGGAUGACAAAGACAGAUUUAAAGUUUGUAAAGCAAUGGAUGUUCUUGGUAAACUGUGCGUCAGAGAAGAUAAUGAUGAAGUAGUUGAAAUGGCAAUAGAAACCCAAGCUUAUGAGUCUUUAGUAAGAAUAUUAAUCAUCCCUGAUGUACAGCUUGUUAUUGGUUCACUAGAGGCACUGUAUAAUAUCUCUGGAGUAGGGCAAACUACAUCUGAUCAGAUUGCAAGUGUAGACCGUAGUGUUGAUAUUCUAGUUUGUAUGGUCACCCUUGAUGCUGAGAGCUUUGGUCCACAAGCCUUAUCUGAAGUUGUAGUUAUAGAGAAUAGAAUACCAGGGUCAUUACCUAUGACCCCUAGACCACGCCCUACACACACUCCUACAGUAGGAAGUGCAUCGCCUGUCUCGCCUCAUACUCCCUCUGUGCCGUCAUCACGCAAUGAAGUGGAUGCUGAAGCAUUUACUGUAAAAUGGCUACAAGCAACAUAUGAAGCUAUACCAUCAGGGACAGUCUCUAGGAUUGAUCUUUAUGCUGAUUACCUGUCUUCAUGUAGUCGUCUUGCAAGAAUAGGAAUAUUGAAUGCUUCAGCUUUUAAUAGAAUAGUCAAGUUUGUUUUUCCUGAUGCCCAGUUGAGAAGAUUCCCAACUGGCAACCAGCUACAGUAUGCUCUAUGUGGUAUGCGUAGAAGAGCCAAUCCUCUCCCAGUAGCAUCAACUAUAGAUCAACCACAAACACCCACUACUCCUGUACAACCAAGAACACCUACACCACCUAUUCCAGGAAGAAAUUCACCAAACUGGAACCAAGCUCUACCRCAAAGAUCUCUCAACAUGACACGUCAAGCACCACCCUCCCCUACUGGGGUGUUUAGUCAAGGAAAUCUAAUUCAAAAAAMCCCAAAUCCAUUGCUCAGGCCAGGUUUCCAGGGGACGCCCGGUGUUAGCAAUGAUGGUACAAGACUGCCUGGACAGUUAACACCUCAACAACCCAUCAACCAUACAGCUAUGCAAAAACMAGUACAACAACCGUGGCAGCAGCAGAAUUUCCAACAACCUGUACCUCAUCACCAACCUAAUACACCAAUUAAUAAUCCAGGCAUAGUAGGGCGACCUCAAGCAAUACAACCAAGAUCACCUGGACAAUUACCUGGUAUAGUAACACAAAACUCACAAACACAGGGAUCUCAACCACUACURCGGCCACAGCCUCAGCAACCACCCAGACUACCUCAAGCACCAAAUAUGAUGACAAGGCCUGGGUCACCUGGCCAAGCAAGAAUAGCMCCUAGAACUCCYAUGUACUCUCAAUCUGGUUUAGUACCUAUUAGACCAGCACCACCAAAUGUAGCAAUGCAAAGUCCAGCACCUGUUUCCUCUCAACCAGGACCAGGACCUAACAUMAGAUUACACAAUGGACCUUCAUUGAUGGGAGCUCAGAGACCAAACCAAUUUAGGCCCCAGAAACAACAAAGUCCAUUUCCACAGGGAGGCCAACAAUUUCAGGGUUUUCAGCAAGUGCCAAGGUCACAAGCGCCUCAGACCUUCAUGGGGCAGCCCAGACAAGCACCACCCCAAAUAGUCCCUAAUCAAGGAGCUGGUGGCUAUAGGGGGAACCAACCUAUUGCAAUCGCACCAAAACCGAGCAUUUAUCCAAGCACAACAGUCACUCCUUCAACUAACCAAAAGAAACAAGGCUCAACAGAUGGUGUUGUUCUCAUAGCAAGAGAAGAGAAAGCAGAAGACAUUCUCACRUCAGACUUAUUACAAAAUGCAGAAGAACAAAAAAUAGUUGUGGUCGAAAAUACCAACAAUACUCAGAAAAAUACAACACUGAAAAAACAGGAAAAYGGUGGUGCACCUUAUGAAAACAAUAUUGAAGGYAGUACGGGUUUAAAGAGAGACUAUAAGAGUCGACACGCAAACUUGAACUCGGAGGGGUUAGUGAAUACUAGUCAAAUAGAUCAGAAUGGUAUCAAUGGUUGUAAAAGAACGCGUUUAGAUGAUAACUCACCAAGUGAUAUAGUAGACUCUACCUUAGAUGAACCCAUGGUCAAUGGAGAUAUACGCAACGACCCCAGAAAUAAACUUAUGGAUAAAUUACUAGGUAAAGAUCUACAUAUGCCACUUAAUGGCAUGUGUGAUAUCAAUUCUUCUGAUUUGGACCUGAUAGCACCUGAGGGUGAACGACUUAGUGGAAGCAACAGCAAGACAUCUUCUCCUGAUAUCUUUGAUAGUGAGAACAACUCAGAUUUUGGGAAAUACCUCGAGGAGAGUGAUACAGAUACUGGGUUAUUUAGUGAUGUUAUACUAGGUGAUAUACGUAUUGACUCUAUGGAGACCGAUCCCAAGUCUAAAAGUACUGACCAAAGUAAAACUAUUCCAAGUUUACCAGAYUUGGGRUACCAUGCUGUCGCUCAAGAAUUGAGGAAUCCUGGUACUCUACCUAUUAGACCUAGGAAUGAAACUUUACCAAAUAAAGGAUUUCCUAACAAUCUUCAUGACAAAGUACAUAUGACAUCAACWACUCGGACAGGUCAACCACGCCCUUCAGAUUCUAAUGACAUCAUGGGUGGUCGUUAUGGUAAUGAUGGUUUCCAAGGACAGCCUAACACAACCUGGAAUGGUUCUACAACGCGACCUCUUCCUCCACCAAGUUAUAAUUCAGUUACUCAGAGUGCUGGACCUCGACCCCCAGCACAACAACAUCUUAAUGCAAUCUUAGAACAUAGAACCAAAGCACUUGUUACCCCUAAAAUGCCGAGUACAGAACAACMAGAUAACAGACAACAAUAUGCUCACCAAGUAUCUACAGUACCAAAUACUAUUCCUGGACAGCMAGAUGCACCAAUUACACAAGCUAUCCCAGGACAGSCUGGGUCGCCAAUCACACAAGCUAUCCCAGGACAGCUUGGGGGGCCAAUUACACAAGCUAUCCCAGGACAACCUGSGGCACCAACGGCCCAAUCUGUCACAGGUAUAUCAUCACAGUCAGCGGAACAGCAGCCUGUUGCAGAUACUGCCGUUGAAACCUUCAAACCAUUUCGUUGUAGAUGGGCUAGUUGUACAAGUUCAUUUGAUGGCGGUAAAGAGCUGUUUUCUCACGUGAUCAGCACGCAUGUUCCACGUGAUACCCUCGUGAUGUCAUGUAUGUGGGAGAAUUGUGCACCAGUGCGAAGAUCAAGAUCAUCUUUACUUUUCCAUUUACAGCAAAAACACAGUGGUCCCACACCAGUGACUGUUGGAACAGCGAAUCCUCAACCCCAGGUCCCACCAGUGCCUUCACCACAGGUGCCCCAAGCACCAUCUAGUCAACAGAAUCCACCGAAUUACUUUCCAGCUUAUAAAUUACUUUCUCGUAUGAUGUCGGCCAUGCAGGAUGAGGAAGAGUCACCGCUGACCAAAACUGUUCGAUUAACGUCUGCUCUUGUACUGAGAAAUAUAGCACAAUACUCAGCCAUUGCUAGAAGUCAUCUACGACGACACGAACGACUUCUGUCAGAAGUCGCCAUGUCCCAUUCUGAGGCAGCUCAUGCAAUAGCAGCGUGUUUAUCGGAACUAUCACCACACAGAAAGACAUCAGAAGAUGAUAAUAAUACUUUUAUAUGGGCCUUUGAUAGAUGAUAGCAACUCCAAAACCGCAACCUUACGCAAGCCUUUGAUGCGCGUGGACGCGUUUCCGUUAAGUUUGCGUUGGUAGUCAUYGGAUGGUUUUGGAUGAAAUAUGAGCGUAUUUUAUUUACUUUCCCCUUGCGUCUCCCAGUAACUCGUUACAUAUAUCACAUGAUUAAGUUUAAUUGUGAGCUGUGUCUAAUGUAUUUAGCUUCGAAGUUUCGUAUUUUUAAUUCUUUUUUUCCAGAUGUAAUAGCUAAAAGUGCUGCCGCUUCUUAUGGAUAACGCUAGUUAUUCAAAUCCAAUUGCGAUUUUUCUUUCAUGUACGACGUGCAUUAUCGACUUACGUUAUCGUAACGCACACAACGGCAUCGCAUUGAUUUUAUGCCGUAAGAGUUUUGUGGUAUCUGAAGGUCUACGUGUACGUAGUGGCUAAAACGGCUCUGAACAAUCAGUAGUAACCUAACGUAUGGCUACGUAACCACAUAACGUAAUUAACCACGGUACCGUAUAAAGAGUUUGACAUAUGUAACGUGUAAAAGGGACUGUACGUGAUUGUCCACGUUAACGUAAAUGUUCUAUAGUAGAGUAUUUUAAAUCAGUAUAACAUAGCAGGACCAAAUUAUAUAGUGUACAGUAGGACCUUGAGGGUAAUGUCCCUACAUACAGUUUCUAUAAGUUUAUUUAUAAAUUUUACAUCUAUUGUACAUACGUUUUUGUACAGCUAAAUACUCCUGUUUUGAGGUCUAAGGCGCAUGCGUGAUUCUUAUGAUUAUUUAUAUAGCGGAGUCAAAUCGCAGUGCGUUUUACUCCCAUAACCAAGCUCACUCUUCUGUUGUUGUUACAACUUUGGAAAACAUUAAAUGAUUUUUGUAAUGAACUUCA